Molecule: messenger RNA, 3104 nt
Organism: Drosophila innubila
Lineage: Eukaryota; Metazoa; Arthropoda; Insecta; Diptera; Drosophilidae
Gene: rdx
Product: protein roadkill
Exons: 8
Coding region: 159-2813 (884 amino acids)
Biological process (GO): proteasome-mediated ubiquitin-dependent protein catabolic process; regulation of proteolysis
Cellular component (GO): nucleus; cytoplasm
Molecular function (GO): ubiquitin protein ligase binding
Source: RefSeq, a predicted model, not a curated record
CAUUUGUUAUACGUAUGUGCAAGCGUUUUUAGUGCUUUUGUGUAAAUGUGUGUGCAAUAAGCAGUUCAUUGAAAAUAUUAAUAAAUUUAUUUAAUUAAAUCAACAACACAACAACAAAAACAACAGCGACAAUAAAAAAGCGUUAAUUCGGUUGUAAAAUGUUUGAGCCGUAUGUGAAAAUCAAAAAAAAGCGAAACGUGCAUGAAAUUUAUCAAAAUGAGAAUGUUGUCGAUGUCGAUGUUGUCGAUGUGAAUUUGGAGCAACAGCAGCAGCAGCAACAACAACAACAGCCAAGUGAUAAUUGUUGCUGCCAAAGUGGCCCGCAAAAUGUUGCUAGUGUUAGCGCAUUAAGCAGCGCAUUGACCGAGACGUCGGCUGCGACUGCGACUGCAACAGCGGCAGUGGCAGCGACAACAACAGCGAGCAGCAGCAACAAUUGCAGUCGACUGCAGCAAUUGAUAUCAACGCCUCCAGUAUUACUGCGCAGAUCGUCGCUGUCGACGCCAGCGUCUGCGUCAGCAUCUGCGCCAGCGUCAACGUUGCCGCAACACCCACACGCUGUUGCUGUUAGCACGCCAUCGCCAACGCCAACGUCGCCGCAGCAGCAGCAACAGCAACAAGCGGCAGCGCCUUCGGUUUUGCAACAACAUUUGGGUCACCUGAAUUACGAAAGUGGAGCAACUGCAGCAGCAACAGCCGCAGCAGCAGCUAGAAGUGGCACAGCAACACUGGCGCAACAUUUGGCAACACCCAGCAGUAUAUUGCAGGCAGCUUUCAGCAAUAAUAAUAACAACAGCAGCAGCAGCAACCACAACAACAACAACAGCAGCAGCAGCAGCAACUUGCAACAUAUUUUAACUCGCGCACAAAGUUCCUCCACCUCCACCUCCUCUUUCUCCUCACCCUCCUUGUCGAACAACUGCAGCAGCGCCUGUGCGGGCAACAGGCACUACAACGGCGGCAACAACCACAGCAACAACAAUAAUAACAACAGCAACAGCAUUAUUGCCAGCCGUUUGUUUGGGCCAACAUCCUCUACAGCUAGCUCCAGUUCAGCAGCCACCUCAUCAUCUUCAUUAACAUCAUCAUUAUCAUCAGCUUCAUCAUCCUCGUCGCACCACCUGUCGCCGCAUCAUCAUCUGCACAGCCAUCAUUCCGCGUUGACCAAUUCAAUAACGAAUCGCAUUAAUCAAUCGAUACGGCGGCAUCUCAACCAGCAGCAACAUCAUCACAGCAACAGCAACAACAACGCCUCAACCUCAUCAUCAACGAGCAGCAGUAACAACAACAACAGCAGCAGCAGCAACAACUCCAACUCUGCCUCCUCGUCGCACUACCAGCAACAUCAGCAGCAGCAGCAACAACAACAACACUUUAAUUGCGCUCAUCCUGCACAGCAGCAACAUCAUCAUCAUCAGCAGCAGCAGCAGCAACAUCACAGCAACCAACAUCACCAGCAGCAUCACCAGCACCAACACCACCACAGCAGCAAUCAUCAUCAACAACACCAGCAACACCAGCAACAACAACAAUCUCCUCUGUGCCUAGUAUUAUUAGUUAAAUGCCCAAAUUCAAAGGAGUUUUGUAACGCCGCCGCAAAUUUCUGUGAUAAAAGAUUGCCGGUGAACGAAUGUCAGGCAAGCCAAACAGCUAGAGUUACCUCGAACCUGCACGCAUCCAGUAGCACAAUGGCGGUCAGUCGUGUUCCGUCGCCGCCCUUGCCGGAAGUUAAUACGCCAGUUGCUGAGAACUGGUGUUAUACGCAGGUCAAAGUGGUUAAAUUUAGUUAUAUGUGGACCAUAAAUAACUUUAGUUUUUGUCGGGAAGAAAUGGGUGAAGUACUCAAAUCGUCCACAUUCUCAGCCGGUGCUAAUGACAAACUAAAAUGGUGUUUACGGGUGAAUCCCAAGGGACUAGAUGAGGAAAGCAAGGAUUACUUAUCAUUAUAUUUACUGUUAGUUUCGUGUAACAAAUCUGAAGUCAGAGCCAAGUUCAAAUUUUCCAUAUUAAAUGCAAAACGUGAGGAAACCAAAGCAAUGGAAUCCCAGCGAGCUUACCGUUUCGUGCAGGGCAAAGAUUGGGGCUUUAAGAAGUUUAUACGCCGCGAUUUUCUCUUGGACGAGGCCAAUGGCCUUCUGCCCGAGGACAAGCUGACAAUAUUCUGUGAGGUCAGCGUUGUGGCGGACAGUGUGAACAUCUCCGGACAAUCCAAUAUUGUGCAGUUCAAAGUGCCAGAGUGCAAACUAUCUGAAGAUCUCGGCAAUCUGUUUGACAAUGAGAAAUUCAGCGAUGUAACGCUCUCGGUUGGUGGCCGUGAGUUUCAAGCGCACAAGGCCAUACUGGCAGCGCGUAGUGAUGUCUUUGCGGCCAUGUUUGAGCACGAAAUGGAGGAGCGUAAGCUGAAUCGUGUCGCCAUAACCGAUGUGGAUCACGAGGUACUCAAAGAGAUGCUGCGAUUCAUAUACACGGGCAAGGCGUCAAACCUAGAAAAAAUGGCUGAUGAUCUCUUAGCGGCUGCUGAUAAGUACGCACUCGAAAAGCUGAAAGUGAUGUGCGAGGAGGCGCUGUGCGUCAAUCUCUCUGUUGAAACAGCAGCCGAAACGUUAAUAUUAGCUGAUCUCCACAGUGCGGAUCAAUUGAAAGCACAAACGAUAGAUUUCAUUAAUACUCAUGCCACCGAUGUGAUGGAAACCUCUGGUUGGCAAAAUAUGAUCACAACACAUUCACAUUUGAUAGCGGAGGCAUUUCGUGCCCUCGCAACACAACAAAUCCCACCAAUUGGACCACCAAGGAAACGCGUGAAAAUGAGCUGAAACCAUAAUGCAGAAGCAAACCAUUUAACACUAGCAACAACAGCAACAACAACAGCAACAACAAAAACCAGCAGCAACAACAACAACAACAAUACCUACAAGAGCAACAAUAAUAAUAAUAAUAAUAACGAUAACAAUUGUAAAACAAAAUUCAAUUUGAUCAAGAUUCAAUUCAGUUUCCAAGCAAAUGAUAAAAUAAUACGUGCAGCUACUAAUUUUAUUAUCAAUAACAACACAAACAACAUUUUUAAUAACAACAAUAAGAUAAACUGGCUGAAGCCAGCAUUAGAA